This is a messenger RNA of Penicillium psychrosexuale, 1407 nucleotides long. RefSeq lists its product as uncharacterized. The record is from RefSeq and is a predicted model, not a curated record. Gene Ontology annotation, molecular function: amino acid transmembrane transporter activity. Gene Ontology annotation, biological process: amino acid transmembrane transport. The transcript has a single exon. Gene Ontology annotation, cellular component: vacuolar membrane. NCBI's taxonomy places the organism in Eukaryota, Fungi, Ascomycota, Eurotiomycetes, Eurotiales, Aspergillaceae. Bases 1 to 1407 code for a protein of 468 amino acids.
AUGGCCGACGAGAGGGGUUACGGCUCUUUCCACCCCGGCGAUAACAGUCCUUCGCCCGUGAUAGGCUGUGCCAGCCCACAACCACAAGCUGAUGAAAACACCAAGUUGUUAUCAAAUGACGGUGAUGCUGGGUUCGAGGACCAAAGGGUGAUCGAGGGACACGCUAACUUCCAUCGACUCGGGUGGAAGCGUCUCACUGUGGUCAGCAUCGUCGAAGCGAUCGCUCUCGGCGCACUGAGUCUCCCUCAGGCAUUUGCCGUUCUAGGGAUGAUCCCCGGUAUAGUCAUAUGCAUUGGCAUGGGAAUUGUUGCCAUUUAUACCAGUUAUAUCAUCGGAGCAGUCAAGAUAAAAUUCCCUUCGGUUGCCCACUAUGGAGACAUUGGGCAGCUGAUGAUGGGGAGCUUUGGCUACUGGCUGUUCAGUGUAAUAUUCGUCUUUCAACUGACACUCUCUGUUGGAUCCCACUGCCUUACGGGCAUGAUCGCCUUUGCAAAUAUUACUGAGAGUACAAUUUGCGCUCUAGUGUUUGGUGGUAUCUCCGCUGUCAUUCUACUCUUAUUGGCGAUACCGCCAACAUUCGCCGAUGUUGCAAUCCUAGGCUAUGUUGACUUCGUUUCUAUCAUUCUGGCAAUCGGAGUCACCAUGGUCGGCACUGGAAUCCAACAGGCUCAGAUGCCCGGUGGAUUAGCGAGUUCAGACUGGUCUUACUGGCCUGCCGAAGAUGUCACGUUCCCUAAAGCAGCGGUUGCUAUCAGCAACAUCGUCUUUGCCUACGCCUUUGCUGGUGCUUUGCCGUCAUUCAUGAACGAAAUGCAUACGCCGAAAGACUAUGUCAAAUCGAUAACUGCACUCGGCGUCAUCGAAAUCUCAAUCUAUGUGCUCACCGGAUCUAUCAUCUAUGCAUUUGUCGGACAGGAUGUUCAAUCCCCAGCUCUGCUGUCCGCGGGGCCUGUGAUGUCCAAAAUCGCGUUUGGAAUCGCCCUCCCCGUGAUCUUCAUUUCUGGCUCUAUCAAUACAACGGUCGUAUGUCGGUUCAUUCAUACGCGGAUUUAUCGCGAUUCGGUGGUUCAAUACGUCAACACGGUGAAGGGAUGGGUCACCUGGCUGGCGCUCGUGAUUGCCGUCACCCUGAUCGCUUGGAUAGUUGCCGAGAGUAUCCCCUUCUUUUCCGAGCUCAUGGCUAUCAGUGCGGCUCUGCUCGUCUCCGGGAUGUCUUUCUAUUUCCCUCCCGUGAUGUGGCUUUUACUUCUGAAAGACGGGAAUUGGCAUGACCGGAAAAAUGUCUGGCAUGCUGUGUGCAAUCUGGUCUGUUUCCUAAUCGGAAUCGCAGUCCUCGGAGGUGGAGUUUAUGCAAGCAUCUUCGAAUUGGUGAGUUCCGUGAAAUCCGUCUCCAUUCCAUCUUGCUAA